Messenger RNA from Arvicanthis niloticus (Nile rat), 1795 nucleotides. It is a transcript of the gene Prr5, whose product is annotated as proline rich 5. Gene Ontology annotation, cellular component: TORC2 complex. The record is from RefSeq and is a predicted model, not a curated record. Gene Ontology annotation, biological process: TORC2 signaling. Lineage: Eukaryota; Metazoa; Chordata; Mammalia; Rodentia; Muridae.
GCGCUCCGAGCGCUCCACGCUGCGCCGCCGCGAGCAAUGGUUCACAGGGCCCAGCGCUGGGCGUGCAGCCCCGGGCGGGGGCGCAGGGCCGGGGCGGGACCCCACGGGGUCGCCGGGCUUGCUGCUAGCAGCGGACUAUCGUCGUAGGGGGACGCGGGGCGCGCGUGGGCCGGGGUGAGCAUGAGGACUCUCCGCAGGUUGAAGUUCAUGAGUUCGCCCAGCCUCAGUGACCUGGGCAAGAGGGAGCCGGGCGCGGCGGGUGCGGACGAGCGGGGCACGCAGCAGCGCCGGGCCUGCGCCAACGCCACCUGGAACAGUAUCCAUAACGGCGUGAUCGCUGUCUUCCAGCGCAAGGGGCUGCCCGACCAGGAGCUCUUCAUCCUCAACGAGGGUGUCCGGCAGCUGCUGAAGACAGAGCUGGGGUCCUUCUUCACUGAGUACCUGCAGAACCAGCUGCUCACAAAGGGCAUGGUGAUCCUUCGUGACAAGAUACGUUUCUAUGAGGGACAGAAGCUGCUGGACUCACUGGCGGAGACCUGGGAUUUCUUCUUCAGUGAUGUGCUACCAACCCUGCAAGCCAUCUUCUACCCUGUGCAGGGCAAGGAGCCAUCGGUGCGCCAGCUCGCCCUGCUACACUUCCGGAACACCAUCACCCUCAGCGUGAAGCUGGAGGACGCACUGGCCCGCUCUCACGCACGCGUUCCCCCUGCCAUCGCACAGAUGCUGCUGGUACUGCAGGGAGUACAUGAGUCCAGGGGUGUGACCGAAGACUACCUGCGCCUCGAGACAUUGAUCCAGAAGGUGGUGUCUCCAUACCUGGGUACCUAUGGCCUCUACUCCAAUGAAGGGCCCUGUACCCAUUCCUGUAUCCUCGAGAAACGGUUCCUACGGCGCUCCCGCUCUGGGGAUAUCCUAGCCAAGAAUCCAGUGGUGCGCUCCAAAAGCUACAACACCCCCCUGCUCAAUCCUGUGGCCGAGCACGAAGCAGAAGGCACGGCGGCCGGUGGCACAAGCAUCCGCAGACACUCAGUCUCUGAGAUGACAUCUUGUCCGGAGCCCCAAGGCUUUGUGGACACGCCUGGCCAGGGCCCUUCGGGGACCUUCAGGUCUUCUCCAACACCCCACUCAGGGCCUUGCUCCAGCAGACUAUACACCCCUGUCCAUUCUCCCGAACAGGGCCCAGGCCAUGGCUCCCCGCCCACCUCCAGCCCUGAGACACUUGUGGACCAGAUCCUGGAGUCUGUGGACUCAGACUCUGAAGGGAUAUUCAUUGACUUUGGGCGGGGUAGUCGCUCCAGUGUGUCUGACUUUGAGGCAACAGGCGGUCGGCCGAGUGUUGUUUGAUGGCCUGGGGUUAGUUCAUGUUUUUACUGCCCCUGUGUGUUUGCGUGUCUGUGUGUGAGAGAGACUUGUUACUCUUUCUUAGCCUUGCCAGCCCCUCCCCCCCCCCCCCCCGUCACUUCCUCAAGUCACUUUAUACUCCUAGUCUGUUGGAAAAUCCACCCAACUCCCCCUGCUCACCCCUGGACUGAUUGGGAUACCCAGUCAGCACCACCCAGCCGCAUACACCACCACCUGGGGAAUGGGGUCACCAUGUGCCCCCCUGCCUGCCCCACCCUUGGUGCCCACACUUACCCAGGAAAAUGUGAAACCAGUGGGCUGUGCCUAUGCCGGCCCAGCCUGGCCUCCGUAGUGACGGGACUCAAGGCUCAGUCAGGCCUGCCUGCCUGCCUCCCUCUGCCCUGGGUGGCCACAGAACAGGAAGGCAUGAAAUAAAGUUACGGCUCCAGGCGCC